AUGGCGCAGGGCAGUCAACAACUCGACGUGCAGGUACUCCAUGAUCUCCGACAACGUUUCCCUGAGAUACCUGAAGGGGUAGUAUCUCAGUGCAUGCUUCAGAACAACAACAAUCUAGAUGCCUGUUGUCGAGCCCUCGCACAGGAGAGCAACAAAUACUUAUAUAUGGAGUACCAUAGCCCUGAUGACACCAGAAUGAAUAGAAAUAGCCUUUUGCACAUUAAUCUGGGUAUUCAUCCUCAUACCAGCUAUCAUGCGGGGGAUGGAGCUCAACUUAAUGGUGGUCGUACACUGGUACACAGUUCAAGCGAUGGACAUAUUGAUCCGCAACGCACAGCAGGUAAACAGCUGAUAUGCUUAGUUCAAGAACCACAUUCUGCUCCCGCUGUUGUGGCAGCUUCUCCUAGUUACAAUCCAUUUUUCAUGAAUGACCAGAAUAGAAAUGCAGCUACUCCUCCUCCACAGCCACCUCCACAGCCAUCUUCCAUACAACCAGGAAUGAACACGUCUGCUAUGCAAGGCCCUCCUCCCACGUAUAUGCACAUACCUCGGUACAGUACAAAUCCCAUUACUGUUACAGUAUCACAAAACCUCCCCUCUGGACAGAGCGUACCCAGAGCUCUACAAAUUCUUCCACAGAUUCCAAGCAAUCUUUAUGGGACUCCUGGCUCUAUUUAUAUAAGACAAACAUCUCAAAGUUCUUCAGGACGACAGACUCCUCAGAAUACACAGUGGCAUUCAUCGCCACAGGGCCCAGUUCCACAUUAUACUCCCCGUCCUCUACCUGUGUAUCCACAUCAACAGAACUACCAACCUUCUCAGUAUUCUCCUAAACAACCCCAGAUCCCUCAAUCAGCUUUUCGAUCACCACCGACUUCCCAGUGUCCCUCUCCCUUUGGCUCUCCUCAACACCAAGUUCAACCUCCUCAGUUGAGUCAUCAGAGUUCACAUGUUUUCAUGCCUCCUAGUCCUUCAACUGUCCCACCCCAUCCAUAUCAGCAAGCAUCCCAGACUUUUCAAAAACAAGGCGGUCACUCUGUAUCGUAUCUUCCUCCUUUUGCUGGACCUAGUUUAUCCAAAGGUUCCAUGAAUAAAAUAGAAAUUACAGUUGAGCCACCGCAAAGACCUGGGACUGCAAUGAACAGAAGUCCUUCACCAAUAAGUAAUCAACCAUCUCAACGAAACCAGCACCCGCUGUAUACAGCCACUACUCCUCCUUCAAGCUCUCCAUCAAGAGGUAUGUCGGGUCAACCCAAACCUCCAUUUAGUGUUAAUCCGGUAUAUAUUACCUACACUCAACCAACUGGACCUACAGGUGCACCAACACAGUCUCCUCGGGUAAUGGUAUCUCAGCCAAACCCAACCAUUUUUAAAAUCACAGUAGGUCGAGCACCGACUGAGAAUCUUUUAAAUUUAGUGGACCAAGAAGAGCGUUCUGCAGCACCAGAACCUAUUCAGCCUAUUUCUGUAAUCCCAGGAUCUGGAGGAGAAAAAGGAAGCCAUAAGUAUCAGAGAAGUUCUAGUUCUGGAUCAGACGACUAUGCUUACACUCAAGCCUUGCUGUUACAUCAACGAGCAAGGAUGGAGAGACUGGCAAAGGAACUGAAGCUUGAGAAAGAAGAGCUUGAACGCCUGAAAUCUGAAGUCAAUGGUAUGGAGCAUGAUCUAAUGCAGAGGCGGCUUCGAAGAGUUAGCUGUACAACUGCAAUUCCAACACCUGAGGAAAUGACCAGAUUGAGAAGCCUCAACAGACAGCUCCAGAUAAAUGUUGACUGUACGCUGAAAGAAGUUGAUCUCCUUCAAUCUAGAGGGAACUUUGAUCCAAAAGCCACAUGUAACUUCUAUGAUAACAUAGAGCCUGGUCCUGUUGUGCCACCAAAGCCAUAUAAAAAGGAGCAUCAAACCAGCUCCAAACAGACUCCACGGACUCAGCCAAGAGAUGAAGACUUUGAAGGGGCUCCAUGGAAUUGUGAUAGCUGCACCUUUCUAAAUCACCCAGCACUAAAUCGCUGUGAGCAGUGUGAAAUGCCACGAUACACCUGAAAAUCAGAAAGGGGCUGCAAUUGGGUUGAAAACAGGAUCUCGAGCCGACAGCUGUAGGAGAAGGAAACAUGGGGAACCUUUCAGUCCAUCUGCCCGGCCUUUGCUAGUCAACAAUCUUCAUAUUGCAAGGGGUGGGAGUAAUGCGUUAAGAUGUUUCUGCUUGUGCUACACUAAAAAGAAAUAAAUUAAGGGUGAAAUUCUUCCUUAUCCCAUUGCAGUGAGCAAAGCAUAAAUGAAACCUGAAAAUGUAAAAGGAUUAAUUUUGCGAAGAAUGUAUACAGGAAAGCAAAUAACUACUGGUGUUUAGUCCUGUGGUUAUAGUUACUGCUUAGUAGCUGUAAAA
This is a messenger RNA of Leptosomus discolor (cuckoo roller), 2386 nucleotides long. NCBI's taxonomy places the organism in Eukaryota, Metazoa, Chordata, Aves, Leptosomiformes, Leptosomidae. The record is from RefSeq and is a predicted model, not a curated record.